AUGGUUGCUCGGCAGUCCGUGAUGGAGCGUCGGGACAUCAUCCUGACGGCUAUUCUGGCGACUCUGGCGUUGGUCGUGGCGGCCGUGGUGGUCAUUUUCGUCUACUUUUGGUGCCGACGGAACCGACGACUGGAGCGCAAAACCUGCGGCGGCACUGCGUGUCAGCGGGAUGCGGAAAUGGGCGAGUCUUUGCACGGCGCCUCUUCGUCGUCAGCCGCUGCGCCGACUUUCUCGCCCCUGGUCAAGGUCGACACUUCCCACCUCAACGGCACUCUGAACCUCAAGACCCCGCUUAUCUCCACUAAAUCCAUCGGGAACCAGUUGGGCGUGUGUCGGCCUCAAGGCGGACCCAAUACUCCGGGCACACCUGGGUCUGGGAUGCCCGGGUCGUCGAAAACCGAGCAGCACCCAGCAAUGGCGUUUUGGCAGGCAAAAUCCAUGUCACUUCUGGACAUGUACGUGGACACGUCAGAGCCGACGGAUGCCGUGGGUCAGAUUCAAUUCAGCCUGGAGUACGACUUCUCUACCUCAACACUGAUACUCAAAAUUUUCCAGGACGAAAGACCCUGGUAG
Notodromas monacha is the source of this 573-nucleotide messenger RNA. NCBI's taxonomy places the organism in Eukaryota, Metazoa, Arthropoda, Ostracoda, Podocopida, Cyprididae. The record is from the annotation of a GenBank genome assembly.